AUGUUGGGUGACAGGUCAAACACCGAUGAACAGAUCCUCAAUGAACGACAAGGGCCUCCUAUAGCUCAAGAACGUGACAAAGAGGUUGAUUCUAAGUUUUGGGCGACAUAUGACAAAGUUUCGACAGAGUAUGAUAACGACUUUCUCGAGCGGGCUAAUGGCGAUAUGGGCAUCAUUCUAACUUUCGCUGGUUUAUUCUCAGCUGUCAACUCCACCUUUAUCAUCGGAAUGCAGCCUAACCCAGGAGAAACUACCAACGGCCUCUUGCUUUACCUUAUCCAAAUGACAGCUAACGGCACAAGCACCAUAAAUGACAUCAGCAGUCUUUCCUCUUCCACGCCAUAUUCUUCUUCAACUGUCUGGAUGCAAACGCUUGCUUAUGCUAGCCUGUCAUUUAGCGUUUUGGCUGCGUUUGGGGCUGUGCUGGGAAAGCAAUGG
Suillus subaureus is the source of this 438-nucleotide messenger RNA. RefSeq lists its product as uncharacterized. The annotation marks the transcript as partial. NCBI's taxonomy places the organism in Eukaryota, Fungi, Basidiomycota, Agaricomycetes, Boletales, Suillaceae. The transcript has 2 exons. The record is from RefSeq and is a predicted model, not a curated record.